Myzus persicae (green peach aphid) is the source of this 2341-nucleotide messenger RNA. Its product is annotated as dual specificity mitogen-activated protein kinase kinase 7-like. NCBI's taxonomy places the organism in Eukaryota, Metazoa, Arthropoda, Insecta, Hemiptera, Aphididae. The coding region runs from base 1 to 1893 and encodes 630 amino acids. Gene Ontology annotation, biological process: protein phosphorylation. The transcript is spliced from 10 exons. Gene Ontology annotation, molecular function: protein kinase activity; ATP binding. The record is from RefSeq and is a predicted model, not a curated record.
AUGACCACUUCAUUUCUGGAGAACAAAAUUUUGAAUCUACAAGCCCGAUUGAAGGCGGACAGCGAUACCAUCGAGGAAAUGUCACCUCCAUCACUCUCCAGUCCCCGACAGGGAUCGGGAAGACGACCCAAACAACUUGGUGACAUGGGUACUCCGACUAGAACUCGUAAGCACAUCGACCUACCGGUAAGCGUACUGAUGCAGCCGCGGGUUGAAGACACUUCUGAAGUUGAAGUCAAGAUGAAACAAAUCAUGAAAAUGAGUGGUUUACUUACAAUCAAUGGAAUUAAAUAUAAAACUGAGUUAAAAGAUUUAGAACAUCUCGGAGAAUUAGGAAGUGGUACAUGCGGCCACGUUGUGAGAAUGUUGCACAAACCUAGUAAUACUGAAAUAGCUGUCAAACAAAUGAGAAGGUCUGGUAAUAGCGAAGAAAAUAAACGUAUUACAACUGAUCUUGAGGUUGUACUCAAGUCUCAUGACUGUCCUUAUAUUGUUAAAUGUUUGGGUGCAUUUAUCACUGAAUCAGAUGUGUGUAUAUGCAUGGAACUGAUGGCUACCUGUUUUGAUCGUCUUUUGAGAAGACUCAAGGCACCAAUUCCCGAAGAUGUACUGGGGAAAGUCGCUUUACAUACUGUGAAAGCGUUAAGCUAUUUAAAAGAAUCUCAUGAUGUUAUACAUAGAGAUGUCAAACCAUCAAACAUUUUGCUAGAUGAAAGGGGAAAUGUAAAACUAUGCGACUUUGGUAUUUCGGGUAGAUUAGUUGAUUCUAAAGCUCGUACAAAAAAUGCUGGAUGUGCUGCUUACAUGGCUCCUGAAAGAAUUGAACCUAGGCAACUGGAUUACGAUAUACGAUCGGAUAUUUGGAGUUUGGGUAUUACAUUGGUUGAAUUGGCUACGGGUGUGUUUCCAUACCGUGAUUGUAAAUGUGAUUUUGAAGUGUUGAGUCGAGUUUUAAAUGAUGACCCUCCUUCACUUCCUCAAGAUCAAGAGUUUACCUUAGAAUUUAGGAAUUUUGUAUCUAGUUGUUUGAUCAAAGAUUACAAAGUACGGCCAAAAUACAAGCAAUUAUUGGAACAUCCAUUUCUACAAAAAUAUAUGAUAAAGACAGUUAAUGUUGCUGAAUGGUAUGCUGAAGCUACAAGUCAAAAUAUAGUACUCAAACUAGCAAAACCAGCUGUAGAAAACGUUCCUAUUAGUGUCCGUAAGAUUUCAGAUCAUCAAUUUCCUUCAUUGAGUUUAAUAGAUAAAAACAAAAUCAAUGGAAACUUUGUAAUGGACUCUCCAAAACCUGUGAAACGCUUCCCAAGUAUGGAAGUGCCUCCUUCAGUGUUGUUGUCACCGUAUAAACAAUUGACGGGACAAUUGACAAAUGGUGGAAAUGUUUCUGCCAAUACUAGUCCAUUAGUGCUGCAACGGUUUUAUCAUCAACAAAACCAACACCAUUCAAGGUCAUCUUCUGUAUCUCCAAGCCGUUUUGAACGAAAUACUCCUAGAGAAAUUAAUCCCUCGGAUUCACCCAAACCUAGUCCAAGGAAGAGUCUAAUAUCUACCUACCUCAAAUUCGCUCCAUGGAGCAAAACUCCUCCUAGUCCACCACCACGAAACCAAAACACACCAGCAAUUUCGUCGCCAUUGGUAACAAGGCGUGAGGUGUGCCCUGCCUCUCCAGCGCCUGUACGUAAGACAUUUGAAGGUUCUCCAGCCUUAUCUAGGCGAUAUGUAUCUCCUGUUCCACCAACUCCACCACCACGUCGCUUAUCAGAAAGUGGAUCAUCGCCUUUACAUAAAUUUUACCAACAACGAUUAUUUGGUCAACCAAAAUUGGAAGAAAAAGAUCGAAGAUACACACCUCAACCACGUAGACGUGUCGUUUGCCAGUUCAACGAUAUAUGACAACGACUGUGUGGGCAGAGACGUAAAGAAUCUGUUCCCAAAAACAGUGAGUGAAUCAAACGGCUUAAUCAUAACGUUAUAACAUAAAUUAUUAAAUCAUGUUCGAUAUAAAUAUUUAAUUUAGCAAUUUAAAAAGACAACUUAUACAUAAUAAUAUAAUAUUAAAUUAUGAAAAACAAUGUUAAACAUAUUAUACCUAAUUAAUUGUAUGACAGAUCUAGUUACUAUUCAAGUCGCUGAAAAUUACUUUUUAAUUUUAUCUGUUAAUUUUUUUUACUUGAUGCACAUUUCAUUAUUGUUAUAUGUGUUGAACAGUUGUGCCAUUGCAACUAGCAAUUCAGAUCCAAUUAUAGUAUAAUAUUAAUAUUUUAUGGGAAUGUUUAUCAAACAUGAACAUGAAACUUAACUGGUAACCAGUUCCUUAUUUGUCUAUUAACUGGUGAAUCUA